AGGACACGGCGCAUGUUGUUAGCCUGUGUGCUAUUUAGUUAGCAGCGCUACAUGCUAGCUUGACAACACCAGCGGAGCGCAGAGUGACGUCAGCCUGCCGAGCGACGUCAACACACGGUUUUAAAGUCUGCACUGUUUCAGCGAUAAACUAAGACUUUUGGAUGUGUAUUUAUCAUCGAUGCUGUCCUCAUACGUAUGACCUUAACACAGAGAACAAUGACAAGAACAUGAUCAAGCCAGAUGGCUUCUCAAAGUACGAGGCGACUCUGCAACACGGAGGCAGGAGGAGGCCCCCUGCUGAGAUGUUGCACCUGCUGUCGGCGGUCAUUGUGUGGCUGGUGACCGGCACGACCAUCUCAAGCCUCAACAAAUGGAUCUUUGCCGUCUACAACUUCAGGUAUCCCCUCCUUCUCUCGGCACUGCACAUGCUGACGGCCAUCGUGGUGGACUACGGCCUGAUCAAACUGCGGGUGGUGCGGCACAGGGGCCCUGGAGAGCAGGACUUGACGGUGGGCGCAAAAUGUAAAGUCUUUUUGCUGAGUUUGACAUUUUGCGCCAGCAUUGCGUUUGGGAACAUGGGACUGAACUAUGUGCAGCUGUCGUUCGCCCAAAUGAUUUACACGACGACGCCGCUCUUCACGCUGGCCAUCUCCACGCUGAUCCUGGGCAAGCAGCAUCAUGUCCUGAAGUACACAGCCAUGAUGCCCAUCUGCCUAGGGGCGUCCUUCAGCAUCAUGGGGGAGGUCCAGUACGACCAGACCGGCUGCUUGUUCGUUUUCGCAGCCACCAUGCUGAGAGGGGUCAAGUCCAUUCAACAAAGUAUUCUACUUCAGGAGGAGAAGAUCAACUCUGUGUUCCUGCUCUACAUGAUGUCCAUUCCCAGCUUCUGUAUACUGGCGGUGGCCGCUCUGGCCCUGGAGAACUGGGCCCUGCUGGAGUCUCCGCUCCAUUACGACCACCACCUGUGGAUCUUCAUCCUGCUCAGCUGCCUGGGCUCGGUCAUGUACAACCUGGCCAGCUGCUGCGUCAUCACGCUCACCUCGGCCGUCACCCUGCACAUCCUGGGCAACCUGAACGUGGUGGGAAACCUGCUGUUGUCUCAGCUGCUCUUCGGCACCGAGCUGUCCACCCUGAGCUGCGUCGGCGCCGUGCUGACGCUGUCCGGCAUGCUCAUCUAUCAGAACUCUGAGUUCAUCGUCAGCUACAUGGACGCACGCAAGGCCAACGCUAAAGCAGCAGAACGCUACCACGUUGCCCCAGUUGAGGGUUCGGACAAAGCUUCAGCGGCAUGUUGCCAGAGGACAGACGACAGAGAUCAUGACAAGGCAGACUGACGCGACUGAAGUCGAAGGGUGAACCACUUCAUAGCAUGUGCCACGAAGCCGUCCACGUCAUCGCUCGCUACCCGAGAGAGCAAACCCACUGCUCUCAGGGUUUAGUCCUCGCCUACAGGUCAAUACCUCAUGAGGUCCUUACACCGCUGCUGGUACAAGUGCAGUCGAUGUGAUUGUCAGGUUUUACAUUGCAGUCCAUCACCAGCUCCUUCUGAGCCAUUUUGGGUCUUCACUUUCUGGAAAUGAAACCUAUAGCCUAAAAUGUGCUUAAAGUUGGCAGUGUAGUCAUAUAGGUAAACAUUUUGCCCUUUUUACUGUUGCAGGAGCUUCAACUAGCGCACUGUGGGACUUAAUCCAUUAAUCCGGGUCCAGGACUGGUGUGUGGAUUGAUUUGGGCUUUUAAUUUCAAUUGGAGGUCAGACAGAUGGGGAGGGAGUAAGAAACUCAUACCUUACCUUUCAAGCUCACUCAACUUGCUGAAUUUAUUGAAGUAGAAACAGUCCCACAUCACUUCAAGGGUGACAGUCAGAAGGGCCUUUUAUUUGGACAAUCUCCUGUUUUUGGUGCCAGUAGCAUUUAGCUUGAAAUGGCCCUCUAGCAAGUGAUGCAUUUUUCUGUACGUUUAGGGACAAAACUCUCGGCCGAACAAGUGUUUCGUGUUAUCUCACAGAGAGGUAUGAGUUCAUGGCCGUGUGUUUUGGUGGAGCUGCAUUGCUUUCUUACAACAAAUCAUGGGGCUUCCACCUGCAGGUCUGGUCCUGGAGGACGGCGUGGCGGAGCUAAAACUGGCGCCUCUGAAGCUGGGCGCCUGCUUCUAUGGCAGCUUUUAUUCCUGGUUUAUUUCGCACUGAGGAUGUUGUUGUUCCAUCCACUCCUUUUUUGAGCUUCUUCUCUCCUUGCUCCACUCGUACUGUGGUUGUGAACGUGGCCUGCAGCCAAGAAACUAGAUUGUACACGAGUCUCUGUGGAUUUACUCCAAUUAUAGCCAGGUUCUACAACUGAGCGCAGUAAUGAGUUCACACAUCCUCAACGGACUGUCGUUGCCUUUCCUUUUCCUCGGAGCGAGUUUAAAGCUAGGGACGCCUGCUGGUUGGUGUUGUAACGCGACUUAUUUAUGUUUCAGCUACAUAUUUAAUAUUCAUGUGUUAAUUUAUUUUUGAGUUGGUUGACUUCAGUUGGCUCCUGCCGAGAUGCUAAGAUGUUUGAUUUUGUAUUUGUUUACUUGUUUGCGCACUUUUUUUUUUUGUGACAGACCUCCAUCACUUUGCCUACUGACAAAGCCAUAACUUCUGUUUUCGCCAUCUCCACUUGUUGUUGCCAUAAACACCACCACCGACAGGUGAUCACUGUCUGAAACAGAAAUUCAGAUGACUAUUGCGAUAGUCCUCUGACCUAUCCGUCAAUAUCAUAUUUUGCUAUUGCCUGUACGAGUGGAUUUCCAUCACAACACUCAUAUUCUUAACUUGACAUGGAGCUUGCGUCACUGCUCCAGCGCACCAACACACUAGUGCUACCUCUCUCUUCUUACAUAGGAAUGCAGCAGAACAAAGUUGUUGUUUAAAAUUCCAAAAAUGUGUGCGUCACACGGAAAAAAAUCGCUAGUGCUGAAAAAAAAAAGCUCUUUCAAUUAGAUCAAAGCUCCUUGGGUCACUCUUUAACUGGAGAAUUCCUGUACAUUCUAAAGCAAGUGUAAUCUCAUUCUCAGCCAUGAUGAUCUCUCUUUCACAUUCCACCUGGAAGAGAUGAGUGGUUUCUAGCCUUUUGGCCUUAGUCAUAUUCUUGUUAGAAUACUACCACCAGAUUCCUAACUCUUAAUAUCAGCAGCUUGAUCUGCAGGCAGUAUAUACAAAAAAUAAAGUAUAUAUGAAACAUGGUAGUGUGCUGCAAGUACAGGAGUAACAAUGAUAUGUAAUAGGAAGGAAUACAUUUCAAAUAUCUCUAGGGGAAGUGUUUGACUCAUGAUCCGAAGAAAGCAUUCGUUUUAUGUUCUACAUCGACAUUAUCUGACCCAUGAAAGACAGCAACUGAUGAGGUUUACAUCCUUGGAGUGUGAAUCCUUGGUGAGCAAAGAGGAAGCUCAUAUAUUUAUGACAUUUUUUGCCAUCAGUAAAUGUAAAAUCAGGUUCUGCGUGUUAAUAGCAUUUGGAUCAUUAUUGGGGUGUCAGACCCGAUUUAUUUUGUAGUUGCAGGCAUACUAGUAUGACACCAAGCUGACUUUUCUUCAAGUGUCCUAAUGAUUCUCUUAGUUUGGAGGAUCACAGGACUUGAUUCAAGAUUAAAAAAAUAUGAAUCACUGCUCAAAACAUAACAGUCGUUUUCUGAAUUCUGAAUGACAGAUGACAAUUCUUGUAGAGUUGAAUCUAAGCUACAUUGCUUUUUUGUCAUCGGGUGUGAAAAUGUUACUCUCAUUUGAGGACUUGAUGACAGCUGCACAACUUGCUAUAACGUUCUGCUGUUGAAACCAAUCUGAAAGUUAGCAUUGGAACUCUGACAUCUUACUCAUUUCAACUCCUUUUUUUGCCCAUCAGUUCUGCUUGUUACCUGGUUUUAUGUUUGUGUUGCUACUGUAUGAGGACGGGUGUUAUCCAAGAUUCUGUUUAAUUUUAAGGCUGAAGUCAGAUGUAAAUAGUUAUUUUAAUAUAUUCAAAGACAUUUACGGCUGGUAUAACGAAUGCAAUGUUUGCCUGAUGCCUUACUGAGAUGUUCAAUAGAAGAAGAGAGGCUUCCUCCUGAUGACAUCAUAUGUUUGAAAUACCGACGUCUGCUGCUGUGGAAAAAAGAUCAUUCAUAAGAACACUGUUUACUUACACAAAAGUCAAUAAAUUGGCAAAAAGCAAGGUUUUGUGUUUAUUUUUUUAUAUUAUGUUUAUAACCUCAAGUAAAUCAAUAUUUUUAUAAAUUUGGUGGGCCAUUAAUGAUAUCAGAAUCAACU
Messenger RNA from Synchiropus splendidus (mandarinfish), 4266 nucleotides. RefSeq names its product solute carrier family 35 member E4 (gene slc35e4). NCBI's taxonomy places the organism in Eukaryota, Metazoa, Chordata, Actinopteri, Syngnathiformes, Callionymidae. The record is from RefSeq and is a predicted model, not a curated record. Gene Ontology annotation, molecular function: antiporter activity. The transcript is spliced from 3 exons. The coding region runs from base 162 to 1334 and encodes 390 amino acids. Gene Ontology annotation, cellular component: Golgi apparatus.